Molecule: messenger RNA, 4851 nt
Organism: Cantharellus anzutake
Lineage: Eukaryota; Fungi; Basidiomycota; Agaricomycetes; Cantharellales; Hydnaceae
Exons: 8
Coding region: 111-4742 (1543 amino acids)
Cellular component (GO): eukaryotic translation initiation factor 4F complex
Molecular function (GO): mRNA binding; translation initiation factor activity; protein binding
Source: RefSeq, a predicted model, not a curated record
UUUUAGCCUGCUGGCAGGUCUGAUUCGACCGUCAAUCGUAUCGUUUUUGCAAGCUACAUAGCGCACGUACGCCAAAAAAAAAAUCUAUAACUUUCCUCUCUAGCCAUCAAAUGAGCAAGUCCUCCGUCCAAACCCCUCAGACAAUUAAGCCCGCCAUUGCAGCCAACUCUGCUCAACCAUCUCAGGCUCGCCCUGCAUCUUGGUCUAAGGGGGUCUCACAAGCUGUUACUACCCCGCCUCCGAAUUCUGUCGCUACUUCAAACUCUACAUCUCCACGAUCUCAAUCACCUAGCAAUGGCGCAAAAUUUCAGGGACACGCUCGAAGAGUUAGUAACCUUGGACCAGGCGCUCCGGCGACCAAAGAGAGCGUCACUAUACCAAAGGGUAUCGCACGCGUUAAAAACACAUCAUCGCCAAUUAGCUUCGGUUCGAUAGGUGAUGCAAAUGCUACGCUCUCUAGCUCCCCCGCACAAGUGCCUCCAAUAUCGGAAGGACUUAAUGUGCAGAAAUUUGGCAGCCUGAACGCUGAAACAAACACGUCCACGUCAACCAGUUCAAGCAAGGCUGCACCCGCCAAUGCGGCGUCACCUAUACUCGCUGCAUCUACCAACACGAGUGUUGCCAAACCACCCCGGCGAAAAGUUGACGUCAACUCCUUCUUCCAAAGUGCUCCCACUCCAGGGAAUCCCUCUUCUCCUGCACCGAUACCACCUUCUGUGGCACCACCCGGGCCAGCUGGUCGUGCGGACCCGCCUGGCUUCCCGCCGUCCCAGAGGCUGAGCAAUCCCCCACCUCCUACUCCUACUUUCAUUCCCAACCAGCAACCACCCUUCCGUCAGCCGUCGCAAGGUCCUGCACAGAGGUCUCCGCAGUUAUCCCGCGCGCAACCGGCUGGCCCCACUGGAGGCCAUUCGUCUGGUGCAGUUGCAGCCCCAAUUCGAGCUGGGCACCCUCAGCCUAACGGUAACCUAGCGCCUGUCCCUGUGAAUACGCAUCCUACUGCCCCCAUGAGCAGUCCACGAAUGCCUCAGGCCGCGCUAGGCCAGUCCCCGAUCCAAUAUCCGUACUCGCCCUCGGCUCGCCCGCACGAUCCCGGUUUCUCAUAUCCAUACUAUCCCUAUGGCGAACCAAUGGGCUGGCCGUACCCUGUUCCCCUGUUCACUCCUGGAAUGCCGCAGCCCCCCAUGCACCAUUCUACUAUGCCUCAACCACAUUCUCCCGUACCUCCUUCACCACGAGGCAAUCAACUUCCUCCCCCUACACCUACCCUUCCCCCAAAAACAUCAACUCCGGGAACCCCCACAUUGGGACCGGCCCGUUCCGUGUCAUCGCAGUUAGGACAACCCUCAUCGGCAGGUCUUUCGCCACAAGCAGCAUCCUUCCUACCUCGUGGAUCCAAUCGGAGCAAUCCAAUUUCUAUCAAAACGCCUGAUGGGAAACCGGUAGACAUAAAACAUCCUCCUACACACACACGCACCGUUUCGACUACCUCUGUUACCCUCCCUGGCCCAUCCAGAGGGGUCCGGAUGGAGAGUGCAGCGGAUCACGCAAAGCGGCAGGCUGAGGAGGAACGAAAGAAAGAGGCAGAGGCUAGAGUGAGACGAGAGAAGGACGAAGCUGAGCGGAAGCAACGUGAGGAAGAGGAACGCCUUGAGAGGGAGCGCAUUGAAGCGGAGCAACGAGCUAAGGAAGAGGAGGAGCGCAAGGCCAAGGAGGAAGCUGAUAGGAAGCUCCGAGAAGAAGAGGAGCGAAGAGAGGCUGAGCAAAAGGCCAAAGAAGAUGCGGAUCGCAAGGCUCGGGAAGAAGAGGAGCGCAAGGUUCGGGAGGAGGAACGCAAGGCUCGGGAAGAAGAAGAACGCAAGGUUCGGGAAGAGGAGGAACGUAAAACGCGAGAAGAGCAGGAACGAUUGCGACUGCAGCGUGAAAAGGAGGAGGAGGAGGCUCGGGAGCGGCUUCGUCUUCAGAAAGAAGAAGAGGAGCGUGCUGCUCUUGAGGCACAAGAAGCUGCUGAGCGAGCCGCUAGAGAAGAGGAGGAGCGUCGUCGUAUUGAGGCCGAGGCCGAAGCAGAGUUGGCUCGUGAAGCUGAAGUUGCUGCUCUUGCUGCCAAGGCCGAAGCUGAGCGCCAGGCCGCAGAGCGUAAGGCCCAAGCAGAGGCCGAAGCUCGUCAUUCUAAGGAAGUAUUGAAGACUGAAGCUGAAGGCAUCUCCAGUACUCCCAGUCCGCCACCCUCGCUUCCAUCUAAACCAGUGAUGGGAUUGUCCUUGAAACGUCCUACUCCGGGGCACUUAGACUUAUCACAGGCAACCAUUCGCGAUGCUUCGACCGCUCCCGUUUCUGCUCUCGCAUCGGCCAGGAUCAUUCAGGACAUCGAAUCCUUCAGUUACCCUGAGGGCAUCAAGAGUCCUGCUCCUGAGUUGAACGUUAAUGCAGAGAAGGGCAAGUUCCGUUAUGACCGUCAGUUCUUGCUUCAAUUUAUGGAAGUCUGCAAGGAACGGCCAGACGCUUCGCCGAUCCUCAAUGCUCUUGGUAUUGACAAGAGUCAGAGUAAAGCUGAGGAGACCAGCGGACGACCGGCCAAAGCGCGUGGAACGGGUCCCAUGCCUCCACCGUCAGGACGAUCGACUUCCAUAGGCGGUUUUGCGUUUUCUGGCAGUGGCAAAAGUGGGAUGGCCAUGAGUGGUGCUCUGGGCGGCUUCGCUGGGGCCCCAGCUAAGAGUUUCCAGGAACGCGUCACUCAAUCUACCAAUGUGCGCAGUGUGAGCAUGAACGUCCCUCCAUUCCCCACUCGAAACAACAUGUCUAUGGCUCGAACGCCGAGUCAGGGUGGUGUCGGUGCCAUCGGCCCCCAGAACACGAAGGAUCCCGUCAAUCCCCCCAUUCCUCUCGAACCUGUUAUUCCACUAACCCAGUCUGAGAAUCGCUGGCAAGUCAAAAACAUCCAGGCCACCCCUGAUAGCGUUGAUGACCCAAAAAUCGUCGAGCGAAAAGUCAAAGCAUUACUUAACAAGCUUACAAUGGAACGAUUCGAGAGCAUUUCCGAUCAAAUUAUCCAAUGGGCCAACAAAUCGGAAAAUGAAUCCGAUGGUCAAACUCUUAUACACGUUAUUCGCCUUGUUUUCGAAAAGGCUACGGAUGAAGCCACAUGGUCCGAAAUGUAUGCGAAGCUGUGCCGUAAAAUGCAAGAGAAGAUAAGCGAAGAUAUCCAGGACGACAAUGUGAAGAACUCGGAGGGAAUUCCUAUCAAAGGCGGCGCUCUCUUCCGAAAGUACUUAUUGAACCGGUGUCAGGAAGAUUUUGAGCGCGGUUGGUCUGCUAAAGAAAGUUCUGCCGCUGCCGCUGCGGCCAAGGCGAAUGAAGAUAAAGCAACAAAAGAAGCUUUCGACGCUAGGGAACAGAAGGCCGAAGGCGAGGUUGCUCUCUACUCCGAAGAGUACUAUGUUGCAGAAAAGGCCAAGCGACAAGGUCUCGGUCUCGUCAAGUUCAUUGGGGAACUCUUCAAGUUGCAAAUGCUGACAGCUCGCAUCAUGCACGAGUGUAUCAAGAAGCUUUUGUCGAACGUCGAUGAUCCCGAAGAAGAGGAGAUUGAGUCACUAUGCAAAUUCCUGACAACUGUCGGAAGGCUUCUUGAUACCCCCACGGCCAAAAAGCAUAUGGACAUUUACUUCUCCCGCAUGGAAGAGCUGACGAGGAAUGCAUCGAUCAAUUCUCGAAUGCGCUUCAUGUUAAUGGAUGCACUCGAUCUUCGGGAACGCAAGUGGCAAACUCGUCAAGCGGUCGCCCAGCCAUCAACGAUUGCGCAGGUUCACGCAGAUGCGGCAAGGGACCAGGCGGUCAAAGAGAGGGAAUCAGUCCAACGAACUCAGAUGGGUGGCAACGGUUGGUCAGUGGCUGGGAACAAUGCGAUGCCUCGACCACCGCCGACAAAGGCUGGGGAUCUGUCCAAGUUCGGCACGUUCUCGAAAGCACCGCCGCCGACGACGUUUGGUCCGUCCCGAGCGUUCUCGAAGAAAGAAGUUAAAGGAGGAGAGACGCCCGUUCUCUCUCGUCAAACUUCAUCCGCGAACAUGUUCUCUGCAUUAAACAGCGAUGGGGCUACCGAGGUCCCCCAAACAUCAUCAUCCAGUCGUGCUCCGAGCCGCAAACCGAGUGUCGAUCUGGGUGCGGGAGGAUUACCUGAGCCUCCUGUCCGGAAGAAGCUUAAUUUGCAGCCACGCACUGUCCCACAAGAGUCUGAGGAGACUGCAGUAGAAGGCCAGGGAGCCCAGGAUAAGAGUGAUACCGGAAGGGCGUCUCCAGUUGGUAUGACUGAGGCACAAGCUGAUGCACGGAUUGAGGAGGAUGUCAAAGAGUUUUGGACGCUUCGGAAUGUUGGCGAGGCACAACAUUAUUUCGAAGCACUGCCUGUGGUGCAUAGAUCACGAUUAGUCCUCAAGUUUGCCUCUACCGCGUUGGAGAAGAAAGAAGUCGAUGUGGUUCUUACGGCCGAACUGUUUAGCAAGGUUUCCGACGCUGGUCUUUGCUCGGGUGAGGUGUUUGAGGCAGGCCUGGCUUCUACGGUCGAGAUGGUGGACGAGCUUUCCAUCGAUAUCCCCAAGGCAUACUCAUUCGUCGCGAGACUGCUGAAAGGAUCCAAACUUUCUCAAUCGUCCAUCGAGUCGUUAACGUCCAAAAUCAUGGUUGACGGAGAUCCCCUAGUUCCACCUAGCAAAAAGCUAAUUAAAGAAUACGAAAAGCUCGAAUAAUACCCCGCCCGCAUCUCACGCCGCGCUACAUACCCAUCCGUAUAGAUCUCUCUUCGCACACACUUCGCUCAUCUAGUCACCAAUCCUACGUCCGCAUUUUGUGUUUUUU